CCUCAUUCGUCUACUUCCGGGGAGGAAGUUUGUCCCGUUCAAAACAAAUGUUAGCUCGUUCAUAAGAUAUUUUUCAACUUUCAGUGAGUUAUGCGCUGUUUCAAAAUAUAGAAGCGCUGCUCUUAUUAAGAACCGACCUGUGUAUCCAUGGAGACCCCAGAGCCCGGCCCAGCAGACGGAGAGGAGCGCAUGGUGGAGCUGCGACCACGGACACGCUCCAACCCUGAAGGUGCUGAGGACCGUCGCAGCAGCACCGGCAGCCUCGGAGGCAACAGUAACCCCAACACCCCUCAGCCUGCGGUGGGCAGCCGCGUCGAGGGCGAAGGGGAGGCCUCGACCAGCGACAGUCCCCCUAGCUCCACCACCACGACUGUCUCGGCGGCCACAGCCCAGACCGCUGCCCCGGCCGCGGCGGGGGGGACUGCAGCCAAUGCCUCGGUGCCACUUUCGACUGCCGCUGUUGCAGCUAAAGAGAGGCCGAAGCCCACACAGCAGCCCCCGCUCACGACUCCCAUCCCCCCUCCAGAGUACCACCUCAGAGCCCCCCGCGUCAACUGCCCGGAGAAAGUGAUCAUCUGCUUAGACCUCUCAGAAGAGAUGUCUUUACAGAAGUUGGAGUCUUUUAAUGGAUCUAAAACCAACGCCCUGAACAUAUCUCAGAAGAUGAUCGAGAUGUUUGUCAGAACAAAACACAAGAUUGACAAGCGGCACGAGUUUGCUUUGGUUGUGGUGAAUGACGACGCUCUCUGGCUGUCAGGUUUUACCUCGGACCCACGGGAGUUGUGCAGUUGUCUGUAUGACCUGGAGACCAACGUAUGCGAGUCAUUCAAUCUGGAAGAUCUUCUUAAUGUAAUCCGUCAGAAGAUUGAGCUUCCAAUGAUGGAGAAUGUUCAGACCAUCCCUCCUCCAUAUGUGGUGCGGACCUUGCUAAUUUACAGUCGACAUGCAGGACAGCUGCAGUUCAACCCCUCUGAGGCCGUUAGUAAAAUGCUGCAGUCUCCAUACUUCUUCUUUGAUGUGGUCUACCUCCACAACGGGGCGGAGGAGCAGGGGGAUGAGAGCAGCUGGAGGGAAAACUACACCUCGUUCUGCAACCUUGACUCCAAGGGAAUGUGCUACCGCUUCGAGGUUUCUCUGAGCGGACCUGCCAUCGAGCUGCACAACUGCAUGGCCAAACUUCUGUCCCACCCCUUACAGAGGCCUUUCCAGAGCCACGCAUCCUACAGCCUCCUGGAGGGGGACGACCCCCAGGACAUUGAGGCUACUGUCUAACACAGGCCCCGUCAUAAAGCCCUGGCUCUCUGGGAAAUGAACAUACAUGCUGGUUCAUCAGCAAAUCCUACUGUUUCCCAAGUACAUCUUUCUUCUGAAUGUUUUUGUUUCCCGUUAACUUAAAAAAUGAAAGGCAAGGGUUUACAUCCUGGCCUUUCUUCCUGCCAAGCACUAAAGCCGCUCUCUCACCGUGUGGUACAGCUCAACUUGACUCAACGUUGCUCGUUUUUGUCUGUUUGUUUGUUUCCAUUGGGGCAAAAGUUGUGGAUAGUACCCGGUUCUUUAUUUGGCAUCACCUCCAUCAAGGUCCCAAGGUAGCUGAGCCAACACUAAAAGGUGAUGUGAAAACACUGCAGACCACUGAUUGGUCACAGUGAAUCAUCAACUAGAAUUAUCGCCGCGUCAUCAUUGUGCGGCUGAGCUCUGAUGUAGGAUUUCCCAAACUCUCCUCCUUUUUUUUUUUCCAGCGGUCUCUUGUCUCCCUGCCGUCAGCCUCUUCUGAAACAAAAAUCGUCUCCUUGCUGUGACAAACAGCCACAUAACAAGAAUCCAGAGCGCUAGCCCUUCAAUUUCCCCCAUCGUUCCUGUGUGUGUUGCAUUGCAGAUGACCUCACGGCUGCUUCGUGCGACUCUGCAGAGGAAACCAAAGUCCAGAGAAGUACCUGGAAUCAAAAGCAAGGAGAGUCAAGUCAGGUUGAGCCGUGCCAGGUGGUGGAAAAGUGGCUUAAUACAGCUAUUGUGGUUAACUAAGAGGACGAUUGAGUGAUUUUUGAUUAGUUGAUCCAGGCUAUGAAAAAGAUUCUGGGCCUCCUGUCGUGAGCUGUAAAACCACAGAGUGUCUGUUGAUGGGACUUUAGAGCUGGACGACUGAGGAGUGGGAAACAAGAAGGAGAGAGGCGAGAACAGCAUGAAAAAGGAAAAACAGUGGUGAAAGAUGACUUUAUUUAACUAAGUCCCUAACCAUUUGUGUUUUCUGUCAAAUCUGGUCACGCUGAUCUUGUCACAAGUCUUAAAGGAUGAAAUCCCCAAAAACAAAACUGCAGUACCUGUGACCUUUUCCAUGCUUGGCCUUUUUAGACUCGUGUGAUAUACUGUCACAUAAAGGUUGCUGUAUAAUCUGUACCUACACCUUCUAUGGCUUUGUCUUUUCACUGUACUUUGUUUCCACCUCCCUUGCCUGUUUUAUCAUUUUUUUAUUUUAUGAAAAUUCGUUUUAGUCAUUUGUUCACUGCUUACUCUUGUUUAUUAGUGACACAACGAAAGAAUGUAUAGAGAUGUAGGUGUGAGGUGUGGCCUUACUACAUUUGUCUUUUUUUUUUCCAAUCAUUGAUGGGUUGAACUAUGAAAAUGGCACCUGCCAAUCCAACUGCACUUGAAACGCACUGUACAGAUGUCCAUUUUAAAGUUGAUUCUCAAGAUUAAAAGACACAUGUUUAAUCCCAUA
This is a messenger RNA of Myripristis murdjan (pinecone soldierfish), 2716 nucleotides long. It is a transcript of the gene babam1, whose product is annotated as BRISC and BRCA1 A complex member 1. The record is from RefSeq and is a predicted model, not a curated record. NCBI's taxonomy places the organism in Eukaryota, Metazoa, Chordata, Actinopteri, Holocentriformes, Holocentridae. Gene Ontology annotation, cellular component: BRCA1-A complex; BRISC complex; nuclear body. The transcript is spliced from 9 exons. The coding region runs from base 148 to 1272 and encodes 374 amino acids. Gene Ontology annotation, biological process: mitotic G2 DNA damage checkpoint signaling; double-strand break repair; positive regulation of DNA repair.